Messenger RNA from Closterium sp. Naga37s-1, 1857 nucleotides. The record is from the annotation of a GenBank genome assembly. NCBI's taxonomy places the organism in Eukaryota, Viridiplantae, Streptophyta, Zygnematophyceae, Desmidiales, Closteriaceae.
AGUGGUUGCGAAGUUGCGAGGAACUGUCGCGAGAAGCGACUGGAUCGAUACAUUUAUGCCGAUCAGGAUCCGUCAGAAUUCUGGUGGGAGGACUCUGGCAUUCGCAUGCGAGACAAGGCCCCCAAGGGGUCGUGGACGGGUUACUUUCUGCGGGUUACCACGCAUCGUUGGUUUAACAGGACCUUUUCGGACCGUGAUCACUGGUGGCAUUGGCUGACGGUGAUUGCGCCUGACGACAUGCACAAUGCGCACAAAGGGCUCGUGCUGUUUGUCAUCGGGUCGGGGUGGUCGCGACGGCACUACCAUGACGUGCCUGAUAAGGACGAAAUGUUCACUGUUGCCUUUGCCCCCCUGGUAGUGGAGAUGGGGAUUCUGGGAGCAGUGCUCCAUGAGCAGCCAAUGGAGCCAAUCUCAUUCUAUGUGGGGCCUAACGGGCCGGGCAAGUUUGGUCCGCUGAUAGAAGACGAGCUCAUGGCGUUCUGCUUUGCCAUGGCAUUGGCGCAUCCGGAGCACCUAGAGUGGCACCUUGCUGCACCCAUGGCCAAGUCCAUCGUGAGGGGAAUGGAUGCGCUGCAGCUCGCCUCCAGAGAGAUCCUCCCCCACCUCCCGGUGGAAAGCUUUGUGGUCAUGGGAGCGAGCAAGAGAGGACUGAUGGCAUGGCUGACGGCAGCUAUGGAUAAGAGGGUGGUGGGCAUGGUGGCGUAUGGCUUUGACCUGCUUGACUUUGGGCGCAACUUUCAGCACCUGCACGACUCCUUAGGCGCGUGGCCGGUCAUCCUCAAGUUCUACGCCAUCUUCAACGUCACCUCCCAGCUGCAGUCGCCCCAGUUCCAACGGCUUGUUGAGGACACGGACCCAUACUACUACAGGGAGCGCCUCACCAUGCCCAAGCUGCUCCUCUGUGCAUCUAACGACGAAGUGCUGGCACUGGAUGACACGUACAUCUGGUGGAACGACAUGCCGGAGCCAAAGCUGCUCAAGAUAAUGGCCAACUCGGAGCACAUGCAUCUCCACAUCAACCAAUGGGCCAACCAAGUAACACUCUCCUUCCUCGCCUCUCUUCUGCACGUCAACUCCUCCUGCGCCUCUCUCCCCACCUCCUCCCGCCCCUCCCUCACCUGGACGCGCCCCACCAACGCCCCCACCUACUUCCCCCCUGGCCCCAAGCACUUUGACAGAGUGGAGGGCACAGGCUUGUUUGCGCGGGAGGAACAGACAGCUGUAGAGGCUCAGGCAGGACGAGGGGGGAUGGAGGGAAUAGACGGAGGCGCGCUGACCAAUCAGGAGCAGCCGGCGCAUCCCUGGGCCUGUAUAGGAAGCCAUUGGAGGUUAGAGCAUGGUGAGAAGGAGGGGAGGGGGGUGUUUAAGGAAGUGGAGGAGGGAACAGGGGAGGGCGUUGGGGAGGAAGGGGGGAGAGGGAGGGAGGGGAAGGGGAAUGGGGAGAGGGAGAGUGAGGGGAAAGGGGAGGUGGGGGGAGAGGGAGGGAGGGGAGGAGGUAGGAGGGGAGAAAAGGGAAAGGGAGAAUGGGUGUUUGUAUGGCUGCUGAAAGAGCAGGCUCUUGUUCAGCGCUCUGUAUGUUUCAUGGGAGCGCAUGUUUCUCAACUGCUUUCUCAUUUUGGACCGGCCGAACUGCCAGCGCACGGCGAGACUUCCGCUUCGUGGUACGGCGAGGCUCCAAGGGGUGGUGAGUGGUGCAAGGGGGUGGUGAGUGAGUGGUGCAAAGGGGUGGUGAGAGGUUCAAGGGGUGGUGAGUGGUGUACAGAGUGCAUGGCGCCAAUGUCAACAGUUCCAGGGACGUGUGCGGGCAAGCUUUACCUGUGUGUGCGGGCCACGCCCUUCUUUCUCCGCAUCUGCUGA